Molecule: messenger RNA, 491 nt
Organism: Microcebus murinus (gray mouse lemur)
Lineage: Eukaryota; Metazoa; Chordata; Mammalia; Primates; Cheirogaleidae
Product: beta-defensin 106A-like
Biological process (GO): innate immune response
Cellular component (GO): extracellular region
Source: RefSeq, a predicted model, not a curated record
UUUCAGAAGAUUAACUGAUACUAAGGAGCACGGUCAGGAUUGGAAAUCCAAACUGUCAUCUCCAUGUUCCUUCCUGGGAACUUUCCAAAAUCAGAAAGACAGUACACUGUGGAUGGAGUGACACCCACUGAGGUUUGUGGGCUCUACUCAGCAGAGCAUGGAAAGAUUCUUAUCCCUGACAAGCCUCAGCGAUCAAAAUGUUAUUUGUUCUGGAGAAGCGUAUAAAUGUGGGUGUUCAUGGCCCUUUUCUCAUGGACACUGUGCUGCUCUCUCAAGACCCUCCAGUCAUGAGGACAUUCAUCGUUCUCUCUGCUGUUCUCCUCUUUGUGGCCCCAGCCAAGAAUGCAUUUUUUGAUGACAAAUGCCAGAAGCUUGGUGGGAGAUGCAGGCAUUCUUGUGAGAAAAAUCAAGAAUUUGUUGCUCUCUGCCAGAAGACCCUGAGAUGCUGCAUGAUUCUCCAGCCAUGUGGGAAUCAUAGGGAAGAUGACUAA